AUGGGUAUGAUGGUGACAAGGGUCUGUGGUUUCACAAGGAUAAAUGCUCGGAAGUUUCAUAGCUUGAAGUUAGACGAGGAUCCUCAAGAGUUCAUUGAGGGGAUCGAUAAGAUUAUUGAUCAUAGGACUGUCACUAGUAGAGAAGGUGUACUUGGACGCCUAUCAACUCAAAGGAUUUGCACAAAUUUGGGAGAAGGCCAGAGAGCAAAGAGGGCAAGGACCAAUAGUGGUGACUUUUCACAUGCUAAAUCCAAAAAUGUUAGUCGUCAACAAUUUAACCAAAGGUUCUUUGAUCAAAAUUCUUCAAGCACUCCUUCUCCAAAGUUUGAUAAGGAUAGGGUGUCUAACCCUAAGUUUCAAAGAGGAGCUCUUAGUGGUCAGAAUAUCCCCUCAUGCAAGAACUGUGGGAAGAGGCAUCAAAGAGAGUAUUUGGCAAGAUUGGGUGCUUGCUUUAGUUGUGGAAAGAUGGGUCACCAAGUGAAGAAUUGUCCUUCGAGCGCUACUAGAGGUGGAGGUGGUUGA
Molecule: messenger RNA, 522 nt
Organism: Solanum dulcamara
Lineage: Eukaryota; Viridiplantae; Streptophyta; Magnoliopsida; Solanales; Solanaceae
Exons: 2
Coding region: 1-522 (173 amino acids)
Molecular function (GO): nucleic acid binding; zinc ion binding
Source: RefSeq, a predicted model, not a curated record